GGAAGUUCCGCCCCUUCCCCGGGGCCCGGAGUUCGAGUCCCGGCCCCGCCGCUUCCGCCUCCGGGGCCGGGCCGGGGAGGGGAGGGGUCGCGCCGCUGCCAUGUCCUGCCACUUCCAGAAGCUUUUUGGGACCGACGGGGAGCUGGAGGACGAGGAUUUCCUCUCCGCUGUGGAAGAUGCAGAGAACCAGUUUGUGAUCCCCGGGCAUUCCUCACCCAGCGUCGUCCCAGUUCAUCCCAGUAAAGCCCCCACCCUGCGGCCCCUCGCCGGGCAGGGCGGGUUCCAGGGACCCCCAUCCCGGGGAGCAGCGCCCCAGGAUGAGCUGGACAAUGACCUUUUCCUGGCCGCCUGCAGGGAGCUGGAGGGUCCCGAGGUGCCGGUGGGGGCCGGCGCUGCCCCGCUGCCCUCCAGGCACCGCGAGAAGCCCCCAUGGAAAUGCCCAGGGAAGGAGAACACUCAGGAAUGUGGGAUCCCCAAAAAGCUCAGGGUGGGAGAGGAGCUGGUCCCUGGCUCCGGGGGGGUGCAGGACAGGCAGGGCCCCCUCCCCAGUCCCAAACUGGUGCUGCGGCCCAGCGCGGCCAGUGCCUGCACCCCCAGACCCCCCCCUUCCGUGGGAAAGCCGGGCGGCUCCGGAGGGUGCAUCCCUGCUCCGGGGGCUCCGUCCUUGAGGCCUGUCCGAGCAUCCCUAGGAGGGAGCAGCUCCUCGGUGCCCCGGACCCCCCCAGCACAGAGCUGCCCCCAGCCCUGGCUGCCCCCCGGGCCCCCCUCAGGCCCCCCCGGCCCCCCGAACCCCCCCGUGGUCACCAACCACCUGGUGCAGCUGGUGACAGCGGCCAGCAAAGCCCCCGGGGGACCCCCCCGAGCCCCCCCACGCAGGGAGAGCCGGCGCUUCCCGGGGCCCGCCGGGAUCCUGCCCCAGCAGCACUCCGGGAAGCUGCUGGAGAAGAUCCUGGUUUCUGCUCCCCAAACUCCGGCCCACGGGGCCGUGGCGAAGCCGCGGGCUCAGGCCCUGCCCAGCUCCCCACUGCCCACGGAGGAGGAUUUUGGGAAGGGGCCCUGGCUGGCCAUGAAGACGGAGCUGGGGCUGGAUGAGAGGGACCCCGGCUGCUUCCUCCACACCUACAGCGUGGUCAUGGUGCUCCGCAAGGCAGCCCUGAAGCAGCUCCCAAAAAACAAGGUCCCCAGCAUGGCCGUGAUGAUCAAGACCCUGACCAGGAGCAGCGCCGGCGCUGGUGCCGUGUUCCGGGACCCCACAGGGGAGAUGCAGGGCACGGUGCACCGGCUGCUGCUGGAGCAGAGGCAGAGCGAGCUCCGCGCCGGCUCCGUGCUGCUGCUGAGGCAGGUGGGGGUCUUCUCCCCCUCCCACCGCAACCACUACCUCAACGUGACCCCCAACAACCUCCUCCGGAUCUUCCCACCGGAGCCCGAGGGCUGCUCCCCCCGGCAGGUCCCUGCCCAGGCUGAGCUGAUCCCGGACCCCCCCGCGCAGCCCCCCCAGGGUGUCCUUGCUCCUGAGGAUUGGGGACACUCGAGGACAAGUGGACACAGUGCAGAGCAGCAUCCUGGGGGCUUCUCUCUGCAUCCACCAAGCUCUGGUCCCAGCUGGGAAGAGCCAGUGGGAGCGGAUGGAUGUGACAUGGAUGACCUGGAUGGGCUCCUGGGAGAGCUGCCUGAGGAUUUCUUCUCGGCCUCGGCGCAGGCUGACUGCGGCUGAGCCCGGCGGCUGCUGGUGAGGGUGACGGUGCCGAGGAGCAGGUGACACACCUGCCACCCACCUGCUCCUCUCCCUGCGUGUCGGUGGUGUUUGUUGUGGAGCUGAGAGCUGGGGACACCCGGGGGGGUCACAGCCUCAGCGCUGUCCCCACUGCUCCGGGCACUCCGGCCCCUCUCGCUCCCAAACCUGCAUUAAAGGGCUGUUUUGUUUCUGCA
Molecule: messenger RNA, 1929 nt
Organism: Corvus hawaiiensis (hawaiian crow)
Lineage: Eukaryota; Metazoa; Chordata; Aves; Passeriformes; Corvidae
Gene: HROB
Product: homologous recombination factor with OB-fold
Exons: 10
Coding region: 101-1714 (537 amino acids)
Biological process (GO): recombinational repair
Source: RefSeq, a predicted model, not a curated record